This is a messenger RNA of Schistocerca nitens (vagrant locust), 1780 nucleotides long. RefSeq names its product chromatin modification-related protein MEAF6 (gene Eaf6). The record is from RefSeq and is a predicted model, not a curated record. Gene Ontology annotation, cellular component: NuA4 histone acetyltransferase complex. The transcript is spliced from 4 exons. NCBI's taxonomy places the organism in Eukaryota, Metazoa, Arthropoda, Insecta, Orthoptera, Acrididae. The coding region runs from base 351 to 785 and encodes 144 amino acids.
ACAUCAUCUGAGCGGCUCGAUCCCAUGUUAACGCCUGUUUGCUUUAGUUUACGGAUAUAUCGCAAGAAACACUUCACUUAACACGAAAUUAAGGACACGCUAUCAUACUGUAUCUUAUCGGACCACAACAAAAACAAGAUAUAUAAACAUAGGAAACUUUGGCGAAUUUGGAGAGGCAGAUAUAUGCUUUUGAAGGUAGUUACUUGGAGGACACUCAGCUUUAUGGAAAUAUUAUCCGAGGUUGGGAUCGUUACCUUGCUAGUAACAAAAAUACCAACAGCAAAGCAGAUAAACGUAACAGAAAGUUUAAAGAAGCUGAACGUCUCUUUUCCAAGUCUUCCAUUACCUCAAUGGCUGCUGUCAGUGGGCUAGUUGAUCAAGGACAAGAUAAAGAUCGCAACAGUGAAACAGAAUCUCAGACAGGAAACAGUGGUAGUGAGGACAAUGUAGCAGGAAAAGAAUCCGGGAAGGCUACUGUUGCAACCAGUGCCCCUUCAGUAGUUAGUGCGCCAUCUCCCGCCGUAACUGCAAGUCCAUCACCUGUGACACCUACGAGUACAUCGGUAGCUGCAGUCAAUGGCCGAUCAACUCCUUCAGGAGAGAGGGAUCGUCCAAGUACACCAGCAAAGGAUAGUUCAGCUGCCAGCAAAGAGAAUCGUCCAGCUCCUAACAAAACUCCAGCAGUUGGAGGAACUACAGUGAACAGCACAAGUUCUGUCAAUGCUGCCAGUUCUGGGAACACAUCUGCCAAGAAACCAGUUGCAAAGAAAGCACGUCACCGAUGACAGACUGAUGAGGAGGACUGAGAGAAACUAAAAAUCUGUGACGAGAUGAAAGUAAAUGGGCUUCUGGGUCAUUACAGUUGACGAAAGAGUACAGCAGGUGCAUAUUUGUACACCUGCUCAAAAUCUGUUUCUAGCACUCGGAUCUAUUGUUAUUUCUCUCUCUUAUCAUCAACACAGAUUGAAAUUAAAAUUAUUUUCUGACAAUGAAAAAAUAAUUUGAAACUUGGAUUUAGAGCACUACUAACUGCAUUCAAAUGGAAAUCAAGAGAUACUAAAUGAAUUUAAAAUUCUUUGCUGUAAUAAUAAGUAUAGAAUACUUCCACAGUGAGAAAUGGGUUAAUUAUUAAUUGUGUAGUACAGGAUAUGCCAGAGAGCUGUAACUGUAGAGUACGUGACAUUACUGAAUGCAGCUGAAAUGCAACAUUAGAUUUUAGCUAGCAGUCAGGUACAAGCAUGUGAUAUCCAUUUCUAGGGAAAAGAAAAAGUACUUAUGCCGUAUUUUAUGUUCUUGUUUAACUUAAUUUUAUUUACAUGAUUUGAACAUAGCUAUGUUUACUCUUAUUGACGCAAUCCGAUCUAUCAAAAUCAUUGUAAGAAUGUUAUGAAAUUGUGUUUUAAGUGAGUGCCAGUGUGCCUCUAUUGUUCACAAUAAUGAAACUUCAAAUGUACAUAGAUAUACGCUGAAUUAGUGUACAUUGUUAAAUAUUUCUACUUUUAUAGUGACAACAUACCAACGUAAAUAUUGAGUUCAUAGUUUUCAGUGUGCUGUUUCGUUAAAUUUAGAUACAUAGAGUAUAUUAUAAUUUAAUAUGUUACUAAAGAGCUGUGAGAACCCUACCUGACAUUAUGCUGAAUUAUAUUGUUAAUAACGUAUUUGUGAUUAAUACUUUUCAUGAAUUGGGUACUUACACAAAUAGAACUCUUCUUUUAAAAUUUUAUCAUUUUGUGACGUGAAAAUGACUGGUAUUAAAUAAAUUCAAGUUUUAUAUAUUACA